Molecule: messenger RNA, 3586 nt
Organism: Antechinus flavipes (yellow-footed antechinus)
Lineage: Eukaryota; Metazoa; Chordata; Mammalia; Dasyuromorphia; Dasyuridae
Gene: GCLC
Product: glutamate-cysteine ligase catalytic subunit
Exons: 16
Coding region: 5-1936 (643 amino acids)
Biological process (GO): glutathione biosynthetic process
Cellular component (GO): glutamate-cysteine ligase complex
Molecular function (GO): glutamate-cysteine ligase activity
Source: RefSeq, a predicted model, not a curated record
AGCCAUGGGACUCCUGUCCCAGGGCUCGCCGCUUAGCUGGGAAGAGACCAAGCGCCACGCGGACCAUGUGCGGCGGCACGGGAUCCUCCAGUUUCUGCAUAUCUACCACGCCGUCAAGGAGCGGCACAAAGACGUGCUCAAGUGGGGCGAUGAGGUGGAAUACAUGUUGGUAGCUUUUGAUCACCAAAAUAAAAAAGUACGUGUGGUCCUGAAAGGAGAGGAAAUCCUUGAAGCAUUGCAAGAAAAAGGAGAAAGAAAAAACCCAAACCAUCCAACACUUUGGAGACCAGAAUAUGGGAGCUAUAUGAUUGAAGGGACACCAGGACAGCCAUAUGGAGGAACAAUGUCAGAAUUUAACACAGUUGAAGACAACAUGAGGAAACGUAGGCAGGAGGCUUCAUCUCUUUUAAAAGAAAAUGAGGCUUUAUGCACGAUCACGUCGUUUCCCAGAUUAGGCUGCCCUGGGUUUACGAUACCCGACUACAAACCUACACCAGUUGAAGGAGGUGCUUCAAAAUCCCUGUUCUUUCCAGAUGAGGCAAUAAACAAACAUCCCAGAUUCAGUACUUUAACAAGGAAUAUCCGACAUAGGAGAGGAGAAAAAGUUGUUAUCAAUGUACCAAUCUUUAAGGACAAGAAUACUCCAUUUCCAUUUAUAGAAACAUUUCCUCAGGAUGAUGAAGCCACACAAGCAGCUCAACCAAAUCAUAUUUAUAUGGAUGCUAUGGGAUUUGGGAUGGGCAAUUGCUGCCUUCAGGUGACAUUCCAGGCUUGCAGUAUAUCUGAAGCCAGAUACCUUUAUGAUCAGCUUGCUACUAUUUGUCCAAUUGUGAUGGCUUUGAGUGCUUCAUCUCCUUUCUACCGAGGCUAUGUGUCAGAUAUUGAUUGUCGCUGGGGAGUAAUAUCUGCAUCUGUAGAUGAUAGAACUCGGGAGGAGAGAGGAUUGGAGCCUUUGAAGAACAACAGCUAUAGAAUUAGCAAAUCUCGAUAUGAUUCGAUAGACAGUUAUCUCUCUAAAUGUGGUGAAAAAUACAAUGAUAUUGAUUUGACAAAAGAUAAAGAAAUCUAUGAACGCCUAUUAAAGGAAGGUAUUGACCAUCUCCUGGCCCAACAUAUUGCCCAUCUCUUUAUUAGAGACCCACUGACAUUGUUUGAGGAAAAGAUACACCUAGAUGAUGCUAAUGAAUCUGACCACUUUGAGAAUAUUCAGUCUACAAAUUGGCAGACCAUGAGAUUUAAACCCCCUCCUCCAAAUUCGGACAUUGGAUGGAGAGUAGAAUUCCGGCCUAUGGAGGUUCAAUUAACAGACUUUGAGAACUCUGCCUAUGUGGUGUUUGUUGUCCUGUUAACCAGAGUAAUCCUUUCAUACAAGUUGGAUUUUCUUAUUCCUCUGUCAAAGGUUGAUGAAAACAUGAAAGUGGCUCAGAAACGAGAUGCUGUCUUACAUGGGCUAUUUUAUUUCAGGAAAGAUAUUUGCAAAGGUUCAAAACCUCUUUCCAGUGGCACUGCUGUGGUAGAUGGCUGUAGUACAGCCCAGAAUGGUACAGAGACAGACACUGAAGAAUUCACAUUGAUGAGCAUAGAUACAAUCAUCAAUGGGAAGGAAGGUGUUUUUCCUGGCUUGAUACCAAUUCUAAACUCUUACUUGGAAAAUAUGGAAGUAGAUGUAGACACAAGAUGCAGCAUACUAAAUUACUUAAAGCUAAUUAAGAAGAGAGCAUCAGGAGAACUGAUGACAGCUGCCCGAUGGAUGAGGGAGUUUGUUGCAAAGCAUCCUGACUACAAGCAAGACAGUGUCAUCACUGAUGAAAUCAAUUAUAGCCUUCUUUUGGAAUGUAACAAGAUUGCAAAUGAAUUAAGUGAAUGCCCAGAAUUGCUCGGCUCAGGAUUUAAAAAAGCAAAAUACAGUGGAACUAAAACUGGCUCUUCCAGUUAGGUAUUUUGCUGCUUGUUCUCCCCCUUCUCCCUUAAAAAAAAAAAAAAAGUAGAAUAUCAGAGUUAUAUUAUUUGAGAAUUAGCUGCAAGCCCGUGACACUUAGCCCAUUGGCAGGUGUGAAGACCAAAAUAAUGGUCCUGAGCUCUCAGAUGGGCCAGUGACCUUGAAAUUCACUUAGAGGCUUCAGAAAUGGAUUUAGAGUUUAUAUAGUAUACAUGUACAUAGUGAAAUAUUUUUAUGAUCAACAAUGUAUUUUAAUAACAUUAUAUCUAAAGUCUUUGUGAACAGGCUUGUACAUUUUUUUUAAUCCUUACUCUGGGAGGAGCUGCUGUCCAAAACAGUUUUGUAAAUGUAAUGUAUUGGUAUCCAUACAUUAUACAUGCAUUCCAGAGGCUGAGAUGUUUACUGUACAUUUUGUUGUCAUUCUAAAGAAUCUACCUUGUUUUAAAGAGAGAGAGAGACAGAGAGAAAGAGAGAGAGAAACAGAUUUCAUCCUUAGGACCUGAUUCACUGAAAUUUCUCUGUCACUUUAUCCUCUUCUUGAUUGUUUUGAAUUAAUUUUGUCAUGCACAUGAAAUCAUUUUUAUAAUUCAAAAAUUAAAUUACUUUGUAAUUUUUGCUUUCUAGCACCUUAUGUACUAUGCUUCUUUUUAAAGGGAAUAAUUAAGUCAGGUCACUCUUUACCCAAACAUUUGAAGCUAAAUAAAAUCCCACUGUGAUCUAUUGGUUUUUAUAAUGGAACUCAACCACUUUUUUUUUUUUUUUAAGCUUGCCAAUCAUUAAAAGCUGUUACAGAUUGAAAUUACAGAGACAAAAGGGUCUUAACUCGAAUUUUUCCAGGUAACAAAACUUUCCUUUAAAAAGCACGAGUAUAUGCUUUCCCCCCUUUUUUUCUGUAAAUACCAAGAAAACUGGAAUUUAAAGUUGGGACUGCCAAAUAAUUCUGUACUUGAAAGGACUUGGAUUUUUUUUUUUCCUUUUUGCUCCAAAUGUCCAUUUUCAGUAGUUCCAUUUCUAUAGAUUUUUCCAAUCAAAUGUAGCAUACAAUCCAACUGAAGGCCCAGAAUUUAUCAUUUGUCACUGGAGUUUUUGACUCUUGUCUAUUUCUUCCUCCCCCAUUUCUAACUAGCCCCUUUUUCCAGUAAGCAUGUAGUCAAAGCUUUGCCUUCUAAAAGCCAUUUACCCCACAUUUUAGCUGGGGAAACAUACUAUGCACUGCUUACUUUCUAAAGGAAACUUCAAAGGAAAUCAUGGAAUGCACUAAGUUUGUGAAUCAGGACCCUAUAUAUUAAAUUGUAAAUAAUUAAAAUUUAAGAUAAUUGUUAGUUGUCACUAGUUUGUUGUGGGGAUUUUUAAAAAAAUAUAGUUACAUUCAUAAUUGCUUCUAAAAAUACAAUGUAUUGUAGAUUAUGCAAAUCUUAAUACAAAUAUAUUUAAGUCGUAAUGCUAAUUUUAAAAGAAAUUACAGUGAAGCUGCUCCUGGUAAAGCUGUUUAUGUAUAAAUAUUUGAAUCUGUGCUCUAUCCAUAGACGUAAUGUAGAGGAUUAACACCGUUCUCAUUUUCUUUUGCAAUUGGCUUGUGCUAAUCAGGUUGUAAAUGACAGAUAAGUUUGUGGUACCAAAAAAAAUAAAAUAAUGGAAUUUGCAUAA